AUGAGGUCCACCAGUGUUCCAGAAUGGAACGUGUUUGCCCUGCAAAUACCCCCUUGCAGUAGCUCCUUCAAGUUCCUCGGCACCCUCAUAUCUGCUGACCUCUCCUGGACCCAAAAUACAACUGCGGUCAUCCGGAAGGCCCAGCGGAGACUCCACUUCCUGAGGGUGCUGAGGAAGAACAGACUGGAGAGGCAGCUGAUGGUGACCUUCUUUCGCUCGGCUGUCGAGAGCCUGCUGACGCAGCAGCCGGGGAGGAGAGGAGAGUUGGUGGUGGAGCAAGAGCGAGAGCGAGAGAGAGAGACCAAGAGACUUGCUGAAAAGCAGCAGCCGGGGAGGAAAGGAGAAUUGGUGGUGGAGCGAGAGCGAGAGAGAGAGACCAAGAGACUUGCUGAAAAGCAGGACACAGCUGUACCUGUAAUGGUGAUGGGGUCAAGUCUAUGUGGCGACUCUCACUACAUGAACAAGAUGCCACCUUACAACUGCUCCUCUGAUGUAACCAGUCUGGACAGCAACAGCAGCCACGUCCAAGUGCAGGACUCCUGCGUGACAAUGGACACCGUUCUGGAUAAUUACUUGGGACCCCGUCGGUCACCUGUGUUCCUUCCCGUCUUCGUCAUUUACCUGAUCAUCUUUUUGGUAGGCGUGUUGGGCAACGUACUGACUUGCACCGUCAUCGCUCGCAACAAAGUGAUGUGGACGCCGACCAACUACUACCUGUUCAGCCUGGCGGUGUCGGACCUGCUGGUGCUGCUGCUCGGCAUGCCGCUGGAGCUCUACGAGCUGUGGCAGAACUACCCCUUCCUCCUCGGAAAAGGGGGCUGCUACUUUAAGACUUUCCUGUUCGAGACGGUCUGCUUCGCGUCCAUCCUCAACGUGACGGCGCUGAGCGUGGAACGCUACAUCGCCGUGGUGCACCCGCUGCGCGCAAAGUACGUGGUGACGCGCACGCACGCCAAGAGGGUCAUCCUCACAGUGUGGGGCGUGUCGGUGUUGUGUUCUCUCCCCAACACCAGCCUGCACGGGAUCUCCUACCUGAGCUGUACCUCCUGCAGCCAUGGCGGGCCUCCGAGUAUCGAGAUCCCGGACUCGGCCAUCUGCACGCUGGUGAAGCCGCAAUGGAUCUACAACCUGAUCAUCCAAGUGACCACCUUGCUUUUUUUCAUCCUACCCAUGCUGACCAUAAGUGCUCUGUACACGCUCAUUGGGCUGCGGCUAAAACGGGAACGGAUGCACCAGGCACUGGAGGCCAAGGCAGGCGCUAGUCGGAACAGCUUCUGCAACAGCCGCACCCAACAACAAAAGGCUCGACGACGGCAGGUCACCAAAAUGUUGUUUGUUUUAGUGGUGGUGUUUGGGAUCUGCUGGGCCCCGUUUCACACCGACCGCCUGCUUUGGAGUUUCAUCAGCGAUUGGACCGACAACCAACUGCAAAUCUUCCAGUACGUGCACAUCCUCUCUGGAGUGUUUUUCUACCUCAGCUCCGCCGUCAACCCGAUCUUGUACAACCUGAUGUCUACGCGCUUUCGAGAAAUGUUCAAGGAGGUCAUGUGCCAUCGGCCGCACCACGUCGGCCCGAGGAAAUACUCUCUCAGUCUCACCCGGGUGACGCUGCGCAGCACCCUCAACGACGCCCCGCAGAGCUGUGGAGCGAAUGUGGCGGAGGGCGAGGCAGAAGGAGGAGAGCAGGCAGUGAAAGAGGAGCCCACUUACACAUGUUAGGAUUUUACAAUUCCAGCAAAAAAUGAUGGAAUCGGCAGGAUUGGAUUUUUUUA
Molecule: messenger RNA, 1772 nt
Organism: Nerophis lumbriciformis (worm pipefish)
Lineage: Eukaryota; Metazoa; Chordata; Actinopteri; Syngnathiformes; Syngnathidae
Source: RefSeq, a predicted model, not a curated record